Molecule: messenger RNA, 867 nt
Organism: Cantharellus anzutake
Lineage: Eukaryota; Fungi; Basidiomycota; Agaricomycetes; Cantharellales; Hydnaceae
Product: aquaporin-like protein
Exons: 9
Coding region: 7-867 (286 amino acids)
Biological process (GO): water transport; glycerol transmembrane transport
Cellular component (GO): plasma membrane
Molecular function (GO): glycerol channel activity; water channel activity
Source: RefSeq, a predicted model, not a curated record
ACGCACAUGGCCUUGAGAUCUUCAUCGCGGUCCCCAAAGGCCUGGGUAGAUCCACCGUCAGAUGAAGGGCCCGAGCGGCUUGCGGUUGCUGAGUGUGUGACGACGAGUGAGGCUUGCUGCAAUGGAUAUCCCAACAAAUACGCCUCCUUUCGUAAUCGGUAUUUGCGAGAAUUCGCCUCCGAAUUUAUUGGAACCAUGAUAAUGAUCAUAUUUGGUCUUGGCGCUAACUUGCAGGUUGUGUUGUCCAGCUCACCUUUGGUGGCGGCAGACCAGAAAGGAUCGUAUUUGUCGAGAAGUAUAGCCAUGGCGGCUGGGGUUUCCAUGGGUGCAUGGGCCGCUGGUGCAACUGGGGGCCACAUCAAUCCAGUCGUAACCCUCGUCCAAGCAAUUCUCCGAGGCCUCCCUUGGCGCAAAGUCCCCGUCUACAUCGCGGCUCAGCUCCUAGGCGCCAUAACUGGUGCCCUCCUCCUUUAUGCGAAUUAUUAUCACGCAAUAGAUCUUUAUGAAGGCGGACGUGGCGUUCGCUCAAUAUCAACUGCUUCACUUCUCACGACCUAUGCAUUGGACUACAUGCCAAACGCGGCGUGUUUCUUUUCCGAUGGUCCUCCACCCAAGGGAUUAGUCCCGCUUGGAUUGUUCUUUAUGAUCUUCUGCGAGGGCGCUUCACUUGGAAUGGAGACGUCAUAUGGACUAAAUCCUGCUAGGGAUCUAGGUCCUCAGAUUCUGUGGAAUUACAGGCAUCAAUAUUGGUUCUGGGUCCCAACCCUUGGACCUGUUUGUGGUGGGAUUAUUGGAGGCAUCAUAUAUGACGCGUUGAUCUUCACCGGAGACGAAUCAAUAUUCAACCGAUCGUACGUACUGCUGUGA